UUGACAUUAGCAGUUCAAAUUUUGAACAAGUGAGCAGUUGACCAGUGUGGGUGCGCACCAUACUGCUCUCUCUUCUCCUUGGUUUUUCCGAUUCAGCAAUCAGAAAUGUUAAAGCCCACAUUGAGAACCCUACAAAAUUAGUUUACAGAGGAGCAAAGACGGAAAUGGUGUUUAGCCGGGAUAUAUUCAAGUUUCUGGUUAGAAAAGAUGUUCGGAAGAUACUCAAGCGCAAAGACAGUGAUGCCGGCGAGCGAGGAAGGGCUCUAGAAGACUUGCGGGCUUCUUUGUUUGACAAAUUUCAUUCAUCUGAAAAUGCAAAGCGUCAACAACAGCGUAUUUGUGGCCCUACUGUUGCUCUUACAUUCAAUUUUGUGGUCGCCAUCAGUAUUAUCUUCAUGAACAAAUGGGUGCUUAAAUAUGUAGGGUUUCAGUUUCCAGUAUUUCUCACUUUCAUUCACUAUAUAGUAAGCUGGUUUUUGAUGGCCAUUUUAAAUUCUUUUUCUCUCCUUCCGGCAUCUCCUUCCUCAAAGUCAACUCGUUUAUCAUUAUUUACUCUUGGCUUUGUAAUGUCUCUGUCUACCGGUCUUGCCAAUGUCAGCUUGAAGUACAACAGCGUGGGAUUUUAUCAGAUGGCUAAAAUUGCUGUUACACCAUCUAUUGUUUUGGCAGAAUUUCUGUGUUAUAGAAAGAGAGUUUCUUUCUCCAAGGUGGUUGCACUAACGGUAGUGUCUAUUGGUGUUGCUGUCGCCACGGUAACAGACUUGCAAUUCAGUCUGUUUGGUGGUUGUGUAGCGUUGGCUUGGAUAAUUCCAAGUGCAGUCAACAAGAUCCUCUGGGCAAAUAUGCAGCAGAGGGAGAACUGGACAGCCUUGGCGUUAAUGUGGAAGACAACGCCGAUCACUUUGCUUUUUCUGGUAUCCAUGAUUCCUUUCUUAGAUCCCCCCGGUGCCUUUUCCUUUCACUGGAACGUAAGCAAUACAUUGGCAAUUCUCAUGUCCGCCGUUCUUGGUUUCUUCCUUCAGUGGUCCGGCGCUUUGGCACUCGGAGCCACGUCUGCCAUCACACAUGUUGUUCUCGGACAAUUUAAAACUUGCAUUGUCCUCCUCGGAAACUACUAUAUCUUUGCUUCGAAUCCAGGUGCAACUAGCAUUUGUGGAGCUUUUGUAGCUAUAGGAGGUAUGUCUUUCUACACAUACCUCAACAUAAAUAACACGAAACCUCAGUCCGGGAAAUUGAUUCCUCGGAAAGGCUCCUCCUUACCAAAAUCUAAGUUAGGCGAUGAAAACAUGGAGAAGCACGAUGGAUAUGGCACGGAAGCAGUUUAACGAAAUACUGAAAAAUAAUUCACGAAAACUGAUUCAUAGUUGAGAAAAAAAUUUAUUGUUGAUUUAACCUAGUUUUUUGCUUAGAUUUUAUAUUGCCUCUUGACACGAUGAAAUAGGGAUGCUGGUUAUUUGAACGUUUAUUAACCACACUUGUUUAGUUUGCUUGGCUUGUUGUUGGAUAUUGAACAUUGUAUAUACAAAUCACAUUUGUAUUAUUUGUAUUUGAGUAAAUAUAAUUCCCAUGGUUUUUCUCUU
This is a messenger RNA of Carica papaya (papaya), 1580 nucleotides long. Its product is annotated as Nucleotide/sugar transporter family protein. The record is from RefSeq and is a predicted model, not a curated record. NCBI's taxonomy places the organism in Eukaryota, Viridiplantae, Streptophyta, Magnoliopsida, Brassicales, Caricaceae.